Messenger RNA from Plasmodium inui San Antonio 1, 11799 nucleotides. RefSeq lists its product as hypothetical. The record is from RefSeq and is a predicted model, not a curated record. NCBI's taxonomy places the organism in Eukaryota, Apicomplexa, Aconoidasida, Haemosporida, Plasmodiidae. The coding region runs from base 1 to 11799 and encodes 3932 amino acids. The transcript is spliced from 2 exons.
AUGGAGAAGUUAAGAAGCGCGAUGAAGAGAAUAUGCUCCCAGCUGAAUAGCGACAGUGAGAAGGAGAUCGAAAGAGGACUAAAAAGCCUGUAUGGGCUGAUAAAAAAUAAUGGACACCUCGCUGAGGAAGAUUACAACGUGUGUGUGGAUGUUUUAAUCGAAAAUAAAUACCUCGAUGUGAUAAUUUUUGUCUUAUCCUUGGAGGCUGCGAAAACUAAGGGAACCAAGUCAGUGCACAACAUUAAUCUGAGAUAUGUUGAAAUAAUUUUUUAUAGUUUCAAUUGGCUCCUUCGGAACAAGUUGGGGAAAAUACACCCGGAUGAUGAGUGCCAAAAAAAGUUUGUCACAUCGGAAGCCUUCCGAAAUGUAGGUCUUUUCCUCUGUGAACAAAUCAACCUUCUCGAAAUUUCCAUUUUGAACAACUUCAGUUAUAACCGAAUAUUUAUUUUAAAUGUCAUUCUGUACCUUUUCCUUUUCCAUGAGAAGUUUCAUUUUGUUCUUCGUUCCUCCUCGUUGUUAUUAAAUUUGAUUGAAUUGAAAAAGAAUCUCAAAACUGUUUCCGAGUUGAAGCGGAAAAAUGAGUUGACCCAUUUAGAGGACAGUGAGGAGGAGCUGGAUGACGAGAUUGACGACAAAGUGAAGGGGGCACAGCGGGAGAUCCUUGAUGGCGAGGAAGAUCAAAGUGUUCCAAUGGGGGAUGAGUCCAUUUUGGGAGAAGACUCACAAGAUGACGACAAAUCAGCGGAAGGGAACUCUCGUGAUACAAAGAAGGGGUGCACGAACCACCCCACAGGUGAUGUCUACAUCAAAGAGGACGAAACUCUUCUUUGCAGUUACAAUUUUCAGAACGAAGUGGUACUCCUAUAUAAGCACUUACUGAACAGGGGUGCUGUAGGGGGAGUAGCAAAUGAGAGGGAAAAAAACGGGAGUGUGGAAAAUUUCGAGUUUUACGCAGAAAUGCUAAUAAAGAAGAAAAACGGAAAAACGAAAAUGUUUAAAGAGAGAAUUGUAGAUAGGGAAAGGGGGAAGAAAAAAAGAACAAAGCGAAGUAGACGUGACACAGAUGAGGAUAAUCCGAAUUGCAGAGCCGUCAGCAAGGACGAUUUCGAAGCAGUGAGGGUGGCGUUCUUAGUCAUGUGUGCAUACUGCUACUUAGAUAGCACCAGGAGCGACAGAAUACACACCUAUUUCCACACGAUCUGUGAGGAGAUACGCAAAAUAUACUGCAACAGUGGGGAAACGCUACGACACUACAUUAUUCUGUGUCUUUACAAAAUUUUGGAGAAAAGUGAGACAUAUAAAAAUAUGAACGUUUUUUUUAAUGUGAUAAAAUUGGUGGGAAUUUUCUUCAAUGAUGUACAGAGUGAGAUGGACACGACGGUGCUGUUUUUUAUAAACGAGUUGUUAAAGAGGAGGAAGUUCAGCGAAAUAUACAAAAAUGCGAAGUUUAAUUGUAAUUGUAUCUUCCUUUUGAAGUGUUCGUAUGGAGAGGAGAAUGAAGAAGGGCAGGAAAAAAGGAAGGGAAAAAAAAGGCCUUCUCCAUCCGGCUCUUCUCAUUCCGCAUCCUCGUAUUACCUAGCCGUAAAUUGCAACAGGAAGGACAGGGGAGGUGAUCUAUCCAACAUGUAUGGUGAUUUGCUCGAUGGCAUCACAAAAAUGCAAAGUAAAAAGUACGCACAAGCGAGAAAUCAACUGUUCGUGAUGGGAAUACAAAAAAGAGACCUUCGUCGAAUCUGCCUCAUCUUCGCAAACCUAGAAAUGUAUAUAGCCACUUGCAUCAGAGAAACGAAGCAGUACUUAAUCACGCGCUAUGUGAAAGAAGAGGAGGAAGUUAUUCUGUUGAGAGAUAAGUCCUACAAUGAUGAAAAGCAAAUCCAGAAUAAAGUGAAUAAUGCUUUCCUCUCUUUCUUAACCGACUUAAAAAUAAAAUUUUUUAUUAACCAUUACAUUAUUGUAAUCAGUAUAGAAAAGUACCAGCAUUUUAUUAACCUCUACUAUGGCAGCAGCAAACUGCAGGUUUUAACAUGUGACGACAACCUGUUUUUGUUUCUGCUUCUCUUCGUUGAUGGGAGCACCAGAAGUGGUACACACCCAGGUGAGGACAGACCGGGACUGUGCCACGAUGAAGGGGCCAUUGCACUCGCGACAAGUGAGAGGAAGAGAAAAAUGAGCAACGAGGCAUCAAGCGAUGAGAAGGGGGAUAAUUUGAGAAGGAAGAAAAAGAAACUAGAAAGCUGCAACAGUCAGUUAGUAAACAACAACUGCGUGAACAAAUCGGGAGAAACUCCCCCCAGGAUGCUGCAAUACAGGUAUUCGUACCAAAGUGUCAAUAACGAAGUGGUGCGAAAUAUCAAUUUUUUACAGCUAUGUGGUGAGGUAAUUCAUUACAAAGUAUUUAUAGAAUUGUACGACGCGGUUAAAGAGGGGUCUACAGAGAACAGUGAAGGAGCGAUAAUCGAUCCAAAAGUGGUGAUGCAAAAUGUGAAAGAAGCCAACAAUUAUCUGCAUCAUUUGGAUAACGAAUUAAAUUACAAGAAAAAAAUUGAAGAAGUUUUGUUUUUUUUCAUCCCCAUGAAUGUUACCAAGUAUAUUGUAGAAAUGUUCACCAAGAGAGAUAAGCACAAUUACUACAAUUAUUUUAUUAUGUGCUACUUGCAUUACACCUUCGAAAUUUACAAAUGCGUUUCCAUGUUUGUACUGUCCCUGGAUUCGUUCCUGCCCUUCCCACAAGGGGUGAACAAAAUCGUUUUGAUGAACAGCAUAAAGGAAGAUCUAUCCCUCUCUUUUUACAACCUCGUUAGUUCAUACUACCUGUUCGACAUUGCCUAUAUAAAUAGGUACAUUAUAAAUGAGAUUAAGGGGUCGAAAAAUAAUGAGGUGUGUAGGGGGGAUACCCGUGAUAGCGGGAACUGUGCCAAAAGAAACAAUCUACCAGGUGCAGGCAGCACUUUGGAAGCCGACCCUCUUCAGGACAGCGACUCCGAUGACUACACCUUUAACAUCGGCGCCAGGGACCAUGAGAUAGUGAAUACGAGAAGUGAAAAAAAUCAGGAAAAACGCGAGGACAUCCUUCAGUUGCACUACUUCCUGAAUGACGUCCACAUAAAUACGGACAAUUUGUACGUGUACCAUUUUGUGCUAGUGACGAAUUUUAUCAACCUCUUCGACGAUUACGAGUUGAAGAAAAAAUUAUUAAAUGAGCUGUACAGUCAGAAGAGAAUUAUAGAAGUAAGAAACUUUGAAUUGUUUGCAAAUGUUAACGAGAAUGUGUACAAGAUAUUCCUCAAGUUGUUUUUUGAGAAGUGUUAUUUCCCCCUCGAAAGUUACCAUUUGUUGGAUAAUUUGUUUUCCAUUUUGACCUACUACAAGAAGAAUGUGCUUUCACCACAGGAGGAAUACGCGUCAGAUGUGCAGCAGGCGUUUUACUCCUUCGUGGAGACCCUUAUACACAAAAUGCUGAGGAAGACGAAAUUUUUCGACUCCUCUCAUGUGGAUGAUGUGCUUUUGUUUUUGAAUUUUUUGAGGGCCAUUCGUAGCUUGCGCCAGUUCGUCAUUGCGCUGUCCGUUUUUUGUCGCCUCUUUAACUUGCAUAGAAGUAGGGCGGUGCACCUUGAUAGCGGCGCACCUAAUGAAGCUGUCUGGGAAGUUUCCAUGAAAGCCGCGGGGAAAAGUACAAACGAAUUCCGAAAGGAGAACCCGCUUAGGAGCGAAUCCUCCCCCUUUUUCAGCCUCCUAGUAGAGCUGUUCUUCACGAGCAACCUGAAUUUCGCGCUGAAAGGAAUACCAAUUAUGAAGGUCAUCAAGGAGGAGAAGCAAAGUAAAGGAGGAGCCGGCGAUGUGUUCGAUUACACCCUCGAGGACAUCGUACAGGUGUAUGUAAACUACCUGGAUUAUGUAAAAUAUGUUUUGUUGUUGAACCCCUAUGUUUAUCCUAGCCUGAGAGAAAGGUUAAAGAACCAGAUAAGUUUAGGCGAACUGUUUUGUGCGUUUACCAGGAAGAAGGACUUUUUACAAACUGAGGACAACCUCUGUGAUAGCGAAGGGGGGGCAAGUACACCCAGCAACGCUACCGCGUUUAAUCCAUCAAGUGAGAAGCCACAAUCGGGUGUAACCAACAUGGUGGAAGAGUCCAAAGAGAAAGUAGCAUAUGAGAACGAAUCGAACAAGCAGAAGGCUGCCUUUGUCAGUUUUGCAACAUUUUUACAAAGCAUAGAUGGCUUCUUAUGGCAAGUUGAGAAGGUUCAGCUGGGGCAGAAAAUUUCAGGCGAGUACCAGGAAGAAAUAAGACACCUCUGCAGUGAGGUACAGAAAAAGGGUGCCACUGACGAGGCAAGUAAUAAUCAAAGUGGUUCCUUCUUUUUUGUGCAAAAAAGUGGUAAUCCUGAGAUUGAUAAGGUCAUUCCAAAGAAGGGUGAAACCCUGUUGGAGAUUUAUUUGCAACAUAAUAACGUUACGUUUUAUUACACCAGCGUAGAUCACCUGGAGGGGACGAAGAAAAAAUGUGAAGAAGCUGAACUGCUACUUUACAACCUGUGCAAUGUUAGCACUCUCAUAGUUAAUUAUUUUUUCACCACUUAUGUGUACUUAAAUGGGGACGGUAAUGUUCACUCAAACACGCUGCUACAUUUGAUUGACAAAAUCAGCAAAACGGUGGAUGCGUUCCUUGCCAUGAGUGCCAGUGUAAAUACAAAGAUUCAUGCAUUUGUAGAACACACAAGAAGGUACGAAGAUGUUCAGAAUGUAAUCGCUAGUUGUGGAAGUAGAAAAGAACAGGGGGAUCCAAAAUAUGACACAAAUAAUUUCUUUCAAGGGGUGCGUAAUUUAAGUAGAUCCAUGUGUUCUUUAUUUGUUCAUAUUUUUAAAAAUGGAUUAUUUGUAAAGUUAUUGGAUCAUUUGAAGAAGGGACUUGAAACGAAUCGUGUCGCUGUUUACCACUUCGCGCAUCUUAUCCUUUGUUACGUGCAUAAGAGCAUCCUACUGUUUAAUUUAAAAAGGGAGAGGUAUAAGAAGUCGGUGGGAGAGAGCCUUGUUCGUUUGAUCCAUAUCAUUGCGGAACAGGACACACACAAGCGGGACGAACAAAUUAAGGGGAAAUUAUCCCUCAUGAUUCUGUCCUUGCUGCAGAUGUUAGACGAGAAGGAAUGUUUUAUGAAGAAGUUAAUAGUGGGAAACACUUCCUCUAAGGGUCACAGUAACCAAACUGAAAAUGAUCCAAAUGGGGGAGAGGAAGUCAUGGCUAACUGCAGAUCCUUUCUUUUGAAACAUAUCGCUCUCUUUUUCGCCAACCUUAUGCGUAUCGAAAAGGAGAGAAACGGUUUGAAGGUUGGACUAAAAAAUGGCAUGAAACGUAUGCACCGAAGAGGCGCCACCGCGGUGCCUCUACUAAUUGACACCAUUACGCAAGACGAACGUUUGGAAGGCGAAACGAGCGACAUCCUAAAUGAGCUGUGCAAGUUGUACGUUAAGAAAUGGUACGGCGAUAGCGGUUGCCCGUUGAGUUGCACCAUUGUGGAAAGAAUUAUUCGCCACGGCAUCAGGGGGGGGGGAAAUGGCACCUCCGAUAGAAGCACCGCCCAACAUUGCUUUUUUCGGGGCAUCAAAAACGAGCGAACACAUUUGCAACGGCGCGGGGAUGUCGAGAGAGAAGUAGAAGCGCAUGUCCUCCAGAAGUACGUGGCCCUUUUCGAUUUGAAGGCCCUCCCAGAGGAAGCAGCCUGUAACAGCACCAAGGAGAAUCACAUUUUUAUGAUUUUUCUUUACUUGAUGGAAAAUAGGUAUACCCCUCCGCUGUUCGAUCAAAUUGAUAUGCACCGUCUAGAGAGCGUAACGCACGAAGAAGUAUUUAAGCUGCCUCGAAAAAAUUUCUCAGCCAUGCUAGCCGAAACUUAUUUGAAAAAAUUCGCACACGCAUACAGAUCUGUUUAUAGAAAGCGAAACAGAAUUAGCUUUCUGUUGUUAAGCACGAAGAAGGUGAAAAAUAAAAAUUGCCUAUUUAUAGCUUUAUCGCUUUUGUACUUUUUGGGAAACCUGCUAAGUAGAAAAGAACGAAUGCGACAACUGCUUCGAGAGUACGGAAAAGACGUCGUGAGGAGAAUAUGCGAAGUCGCAUUCUUCUACUUUUAUGGCUACUUUUACAAAAAUGACAUUCCAAAGGGUGAGUGUAUGAUGAGGUGCUACGAAAGAGUCACGUUUUUUGUCUUCAAAGGGGUUUUUAAAAGCUUGAAAAGGGGCGGAAGAGAAGAUGAAGCUGGGCGUAGAAAUAGUGGCGGCACUGCCCCUGGAGAGAACCAAAACGGAUUCGUUAGAAAUCCCGCAGCUGGUCGCGAAGAUUGGAGGGUACUCAAUUCUCUGGAAAAAAGCAGUCACCCCACCCAACGUGGUAAUAACGACGUCGUUAACCAUGGAGGAAAUAGUGGCGACACGAUACAUAACGAGAGUUUCACAAAAGACACGUUAAGAAGAAGAAACGAUUAUUGCAUUUUGCUAGUUCUACUUUUGCAAAUGCUAAACCAGAAUGUGGGGAAAUUUAAGCUGGAAAGGAUGGUAGAUGGCCAUCUUUGCGAUCUUCUAACUGACUUAGCGUUCUGUGGAAGAGGGAAGAAGAAUCAUUUUUACUAUGAAAAUGCAAUGAAGGACUACAUGUACAUUUCUAGUGAGAACGAUGUGGGUGAGCUGAAAAAGGGCAAAAAAGUGUAUGCCAUUUUUUACGCCUUCUUUUUGCUUCUCAAAUAUGUGAAGUUAAGAAACGAGGGCGUGCUAAUGUUGGUCGAGGCCUUUUUCAGAGAUGCCCAUGUAGGGAGGCUGAUUGUGCAGCAGUUGGAAGCCUUUAGGGGCAAACGAGGGGUUGGGAAAACCACCCAUGGGGGAAGCAAUGAUAAAUGUGAUGAUGAGCACGGUGAUAAGCGCAGUGGUGAGCGGAAUGAUGAGCGCAGUCAUGGAUGCCAUGGCGGAAGAAAGAACGCCCUCCUGUUCAUCCUAAAACUGGUAAAAAUAUUCUACGAAGAAUGGUAUGACCAGCGCAGAGAGAAGGAAUCCCAAACGCAAGCCAUAUGUUUGAAAACGCUAAACAGGGAUCUAUUCAACGGACUGAAGAAAGCAUACAGAUAUACCCUCGAAAGUGUGGAUGUCCACAUAAGAAGCAUUUUCUUCGUUGACAUUUCGCAUUAUUUGAAGUCGGUCACGAUGGAGAGCAUUCUGGACAAUAAGCUAAUCGAUGAAGUGUUGAAAUUUAAAGAAUUUAAUUUAAAUAAUGAUGGUAACCACGAUUGGCUGAAUAUGAACACGAGCAUGCUGAAUAAGACGUGCCUUUACUUUUAUAUGAAUGAAAAUGUGCGCAGGAAGUUGGAAAGUGAGGAGAACCACUUUUUGUUUUAUCUGAAUAUGAACAGAUCAGGGCACAGCGAAUGUUGCGAAAGGGAAAUUUACCGAUCCGGGGAGGAACUUAACCACGAAGCGUUCCGCAACGGUGGUGCAAAUGAUCCCAGUGGUGUCCAAUCGGAUGAUGAGCAGCUAAGAAGGCAAAAAAGACUCCAGAGUGAUUACUACCACACAGACUGGGAGAUGAAAAAAGGAGAACUCCUGCUGAAGCUUUACAGGACGAAACUCCCUCAUUGCAUAAUGAGCCAAAAUGAAUAUAUGAAAAGGGAAGCCUUCUUUUUAGCACAUAGAAUAAAGUUGGAAGAUAAUAUUUAUGAUUACCUCUUUUUGCUGUGCUUAAUAGUUAGCAAGUUGAUUUUUUGCUUUGUGUUGAUGGCGGAAAAGUUGAGAAUUUUUUUUUAUCACUUUAGAAUUUUGUACACGUCGUACCGCCAUGAGAAUGUGUUUUUAAAUUUUGACUUGCUAAAUAUGCAGGAGAUUAAUAGGAAGAUAAAGAACUACAUAAGGAAGUACCCAGAUAUUCAUUUCUAUAUAGACUAUGACAACAACGAGGAUGAGGACAGAGGAGGGGCACACGGCGGGGGCAGUCUGGUUGGCGAUACUCUGGGGGAUUUCUCCGGCACAUAUCAUGGCAACAAUGGCGAAACGGAUCCACACAACAGUUAUAACGGAGGUAUGCACCGGACGAACGAACACACAAAAAGAGACUUCCCCUUUGGAAGUUCCAACAAACUUAUCUCGUACGACGAAGAAAAGGAACACUUUUACCAUUUGAAGAAAAACGAGAAAAAUAAUAGCAACUGCAAGUUCUGUAUCAAAUUUAAAGAAAUUCACAGCGUGAACAGAUCCACAAGAAUUUUAGAUCUAAUGGACAAGGAGGAAAAGACGAAUAUCAAAAAUAUGAUUUACUAUGGAAAGACCAUUCGAACGAGCAUUUUUAUGAGUAGCCCGUAUGAAGGUAACGCGUAUAAGAAUUGCACCACAUUUAGGCAGGAGCCCCAGGAAGAAGUUCAUGGGGACGUUUCAGAGGAUGGGUUUGAAAAUGGGGGGAGCGACAAGGGAGAUAGGGAUAGGAAACAGAAUGCUGUUGGCAAUGAGAGUGCCGAUGACGUGAAUGCUGACCCGGAAAACUCCUCCAAUGAGAACGGUCACCAUGAAAAUUACCAAAACGGAGUCGAGGGAAACUACACAUCAACGAGUGCCACGAAGAAGGAGAAAACUUCCGCAAACGGGAAACUGGGGAAAAUGAAGAAGAAUCACCCCAGAAGCAGCAUCAACACGGACUGUAUAGUCGACAGUAGCGAUCUACUGUACGGAAGAAAAAUGAAAGAAAUUCAUUUUAAAAAGAAUUACAAAAAAUUGCUAAAGAGAUACCUUCUUAACGAUAUUGACUUCUUUGGGAAGUGGAUAAAAAUAUUCUCCAUGAAUGCAUUGAAAAUUUUAAUAUUCUGUUUGAGUAGUAACGACGUCAUAGUGAGAAUGAUUAGCAUAAAGGGGUUGUCCAUAUUUUACCAGUUGAUUGAGAAUUCGUUUGUCCUCUAUAAAAUUAGGAAGCGAUUAAAUUCGUUUAGGAGAUCUGGAGAAGCGACUGGGGAGCUGGAAGCAGGUCACGGCGUGAUAUGGAAAAAUAGCCUUUCGCAAAGGUACCACAAUAGUGGCAGGAGUAUGCACAACAGUGGGGGUCGAAAAAAGAAGCAACGGAUGCUGGUAAUUCCCUUCAAAGAACUAUUUUAUUUGUUCUUCUUUAUGAAAAAAUUAAAAUAUUCAGUAGACCCCAAUUCGUACUACAUAAACCCUUGUGUGUCGACCUACUCCUUUUUUUUAAUAAACGAAAUUUACAAGAAAAAGGGCUUCAGGGACACUCUGAAGAAUCUGAUUAGGAACAAAACCUUUUCGGUUCAUUUUUUCCACGCGUAUCUGAAUAACCAAUUUAGGAAGACGAAUUUUACGUCGCUAAAUGUCAUCAAUUUUUUGAUGAUUUCGACACAGGCUCUUUUCUCCACGAGGUAUGACUUCAGGGGGAGCGGCCGGGAGGUCGGGGGUGAAGGCGCCCAAAACUAUGAUACAGAAUAUGCGAACAACCAACGGGGGAGUGGCCAAGAAUAUAACGGAUCAAACGGAUCUCACAGACCACAUGGAAGAUCCACUUUGCAGCAACAUGAUGAUUGGGGCUAUUCCACCCGAAAUGCAGAUUACAACACCCUGUAUGAUCAGAAUGGUGACUAUAUGGAUGACAGGCCGUACAAUGGUAGUGCAACACACGCACAACGGAAAAGUAACACCAUCGAUAGGAGCUUCUUCGCAACGUCCAACGUCAGCCACAGAAUGAUUUACGAUUUUCACAAUGAAGAUAAUGAUGUGGAAGAAGGGAAUGAGCAGAGAAACACAGUUACCAACAAAGAGGAGGAAGAGGAGACUGUGGAUAAACUGCACUACAUUCAGGGGAAUCAUAAAAAUGCAAUAAGGACGAUUAUGAACAUAUUAAAUAAAAAUAACAUUUUCGAGAUUUACCUGACCAUGUUUUUUAGUAAUUAUCUGAACUACAAUUUGUUGAAGAAGUUUUUAAUUCUGCUAGUCAUGUGUAGUGGCGUGUUGCUCCUCCAGGAUAUGGAAUUUGACUGCGUGGGGGGUGGAGACGCGAAGGAGAGGAGGCGCAACGGAGGUAGUGAUGACGACGCCGAUGAGCAUCAAGACGGUAGUGGCCACGUAUACUAUGGUGGAAGCCGCGCACAAGAGAACGCAGCACAUGGGGCGAACGCGGCCGGCGGCAUGGACCAGAACAACUGCGACGUGGCCUACUACAUCAAAAACAACCUCGUGCUGAAACUGAUAACCAGGUAUAACAUCCUGCUAUGGUUAGAUCGAAUGAUGCAUCAGAAGUUGUUCCAAGACGAAAUAGCGUUUUAUUACCCCACCUCCUUUACGAUGCCGGUGAUAAAUUUUUACGACAGAGAUUGCCAAAAUGAGAAGCUCUACGUCAGCAGCGUAAACGUGGAAGCGGAUUGCUCAGGAGGCAAAGGCGAGGAAGAAUUGGCCUCUUUCGGAAGAUGGGGUCCCUGUUAUACUUCCAACGAAAGGGAAUCAUUCGUGAAGAAGGGAAUACAGAAAAGUGAGUCAGAAGAAAGAGGAUCGAUAACUGAAGAGCCAAAAAAGCAGACAGGGAAAAUGAGAGCACAACAAAAUCAUAACGGAAGUAGCAAGGAGAAGGAAGAACCCCUUACCAUUGUGCUUUCCAACCAAACGCACAUAGAAAAAAUAACCAAAAAUCGCUACAUAAUGGGCUAUAUUUUUAAAGAGAGCUACGAAAAGACUUCUGAAAUAUUCUUUUACCUCUCCCUUUUUGUAAGUAACAUCGUUUCGAAUUUGUUCUACCCCAGUGUGGAUUACACCCAUAUAUUUACAAAUGCGCUUCUGAAAAAGGAAAAAAAAAAGAUAAGAAGGUUUAUACUAAAUAACGCACAAAAAGUGAUCAACCAAAAAGGGGAACCAAGUAAAGGUAACACAUUCGAGUUGUGGAAUUUCUGGUACAGCAAUUUCCACAAGUACAUUUCUCUUAAAGUUAGAAGCACUUUCAUUAUAAGGAAGGAAGAAAGCAAAUUGAAAACAUCCAAUUUAAAUAUCUUCUCAGACUUGAUAAAAAUUAUAAAAAAUUUGAAUCGGAGUUUGUAUUACAUUUUUAUAAACCUGUUUCAUAUGGAAUAUUUUAAUCUCUUCAUUAAUGUAAAGAAUCAAGGGGAGAAAAAGGAGCAUGCUAAGCAGAGAGGGAGAAACUUAACUGGAGAUUAUACAACGAACAUUAGAGAAAUGAAAGAAGCUAAUUUGAAGACAUGUAUAACCUUUGUAAAGUACAUAUUUCUUAUGUUCAAUAAUCUAUUUAGCAUUUGCACAAGUUUGUUCGACCGGGGAGUUCCAAACGGGGAGUUCGCGCAGAAUUCCAUUUCGACCAAGGUGGAAGUAGAGGAGUCCCUUUUAAAUGAAGACCUAAGUUUUGUGAUCAACGAGGUGAUGGUUUUUCUCGAAAAUGUUGUCGUCCUCCAUAGCUACUUUAGUUUGUUUGACUUCAGAAAACCCGCUAUGGAGAAGAACCAUUGGGAAAAUAAGCGAUAUCGAAAGGGAAGAAGGGCCAUAGAAAGUUACUACAUAGAUAUACACAAGACGCUGCUGAAAAGGACUUACGGAAAAUCCCCCAGUAGAUCAAACUAUGCGUACUACCGAAAAAUAAUCCAGCUGGUUUUGCACAUGAUACGUAAAAAAUGCUACAAUGAAAAUAAGCACUUUGGUUAUAUCUUCCUAAAUAAGCUAAUUACGGUUUAUCAUUUUUUGGAAGGCACCAGCAGAGCAAAGGUGUAUUUGUAUAUAUAUGAGUUGUUGAGAAUGACUAAGAGGAACCCCCUUGAGUCUUUGCUAAAUCAGGUCCUUUGA